AUGCCGCCCAGCGACGAGGAUCAACUCCGCAAGUCAACGUUUGAUACUCAAGGCCAUUCUCGCCCUGAUGUCACCUCCUUCUCCACCCCAUCCCAGCCUUUUUCGCAGCCUUCGCCCAGUUCACUUCUUCUUGCGCUCGUAAAGGAUGUGGCACUUCGUCGUGGAGUUUGUUCGCCAGCGAUUCCCCCAGAAGUCGUUAUUGCAUUUGAGAACUGCGUGAGACGCGGAACUCCCAUGCUGAAAUUUGUUCUCCAUGACGCUCCGCACGAACGUUUCUUUAUGAUCAAGUUUCUUGAUCCCAAAGUGUACGGGGCGGAGGCUGGGCCGGUGUUGUGUUGGUACACGAAUGCGCGGAGUUCCACAGUGCGGCGCUAUUUGCCAUUAGCAAAUCUUAUUGCAGCGAUUGACGGCGGCGAUGGUCAUCCUGCCGUCGAGAAACGCAUGGUGAGACCCGGGGUGAUUAAAGGUGCCGCGUUUAACCUGAAGGCAAAUUAUCUGGGAGCAGAUCACAUCCUUCAGUGGCAUUUUAGCUCUCCAGCAGGAGAGGAGGAACUGCUGGCGGUCAAAUUGUUGUGCAAAAAGUCAUACGUAGCCUGGCGUAUAGUGACCGAGUUUUUCAGUAAGACUGGUUCUGUUCUGAUGCCGUCAAUGUAG
Trypanosoma conorhini is the source of this 654-nucleotide messenger RNA. RefSeq lists its product as uncharacterized. The transcript has a single exon. Bases 1 to 654 code for a protein of 217 amino acids. Lineage: Eukaryota; Euglenozoa; Kinetoplastea; Trypanosomatida; Trypanosomatidae. The record is from RefSeq and is a predicted model, not a curated record.